AUGGCCCCUGAUCAAUUGUUGCCACGCAAAACACGUUUGGAGACAUCGUACGCGUUCUCUCGUACCUUCAAUUCCCGCAACAUGGAGUUUUAUUGGUACCCACUGUGGUGUCAGACACUCUUCGAUCUUGUGGCAGGUGUGCCAAAUUUGAUCGUGGCGCCUCAAUUUCCAGUUUGGAUUGUAGAGAAGAAUGACCAACUCGAAGGUGCAGACGAUGGUGAUGAUCCUGCAGAGGUAGAGGAGUUUGAAAGGACAGUACAGGGAGAGCAGGCUGCUGCAGGAGGCAUGCAAGUCCCCAGUAACAACGUCGAAGAAGAAGUCGGAGACUACGAGCCUGAAGUUGGGGCGGGAGAUAUCUCCUUCGCAUCGACCGUCCCAGAAAAGGCUGCUAAGAGCGUUCUGGUGGAUUUUGCGAUCGUCGGUCUUACAGCAGUGCCUCUGUCAGAGGAGAAGCGUCGCUAUGGAGGGUGGCGAAUUACUGUGGCAAAUGCUUGCCUUCUCGUGGAAGUGAAAAGGUUUGCGAGCAGGAGUCUGAAAGAUGACGAGCUGGAUGCGGACAUUAAGGUGCAUAUUGACGAGGCUAGGCUCGACCUGGUGGUACAAGCAGGAUAUCUUUUUCUCCAAGAUGAAACCAAAGAUUCCAUCAUGGCCAUCGCCGCUGCAGGUCCUUAUUGGAGCGGCGCCACAAUUCAUCGUAGCGACGUCGAGUUCACCAUGGACGUUCUGUCAAGCAAUGAUCCAAGCUAUCAACCCCCUGGUGAACAACUCUCUGACCGGGAGCCGAAGUGGAAUAAGAUUCUUCGCCUUGAUGGCGCAUCCUCCACGGUAGCUUCCGAAGCCCGCUUACGCACCAUUUGCAAGAAGAUGAGAGAAAUAGGAGAUCAAAAAAUGAAUGCUAAGUAG
Suillus subaureus is the source of this 903-nucleotide messenger RNA. RefSeq lists its product as uncharacterized. NCBI's taxonomy places the organism in Eukaryota, Fungi, Basidiomycota, Agaricomycetes, Boletales, Suillaceae. Bases 1 to 903 code for a protein of 300 amino acids. The record is from RefSeq and is a predicted model, not a curated record. The transcript has 2 exons.